Messenger RNA from Phyllopteryx taeniolatus (common seadragon), 1243 nucleotides. It is a transcript of the gene ccr6b, whose product is annotated as chemokine (C-C motif) receptor 6b. The coding region runs from base 141 to 1241 and encodes 366 amino acids. NCBI's taxonomy places the organism in Eukaryota, Metazoa, Chordata, Actinopteri, Syngnathiformes, Syngnathidae. The transcript is spliced from 2 exons. Gene Ontology annotation, biological process: immune response; G protein-coupled receptor signaling pathway. Gene Ontology annotation, cellular component: membrane. The record is from RefSeq and is a predicted model, not a curated record. Gene Ontology annotation, molecular function: G protein-coupled receptor activity.
UUUGACUUUGCCGCUGAGCUCUGCGACGACGACGACGACGACGACGACCUCGCCUGCUCAAUUCUGAGAUAUUGACGACCUUCUGGUGCUGAUUUUCUCGCUUUCUCGGAUCGACAAAAGCACAUUCUGAGGGCCACAAAAUGACUUCAGCGGCUCCCGACUAUUAUAAUCCCGGCACCGCAGACUAUACCGACGUCGAAGUGUGCAACCUGGACCCCGACCCCGCACAAGUCACCAUCCAAACCGGCACGCACGCCGUCAUUUGCGCCUUGGGCCUGAUCGGCAACAUCCUCGUCGUGGUCACGUACGCGUUCUACAAGGGAACCAAGACCGUGACGGACGUCUACCUCGUCAACGUGGCGGCGGCCGACCUGAGCUUCGUGCUGGCCCUGCCUUUCAUCAUUUACAACGAGCGGCACGGCUGGCCGACGGGCAGCGGGGUUUGCAAGGCGCUGAGCUCCGCCUACAGCGUCAACCUCUACAGCGGGAUGCUCCUGCUGGCGUGCGUCGGCGGCGAUCGCUACGUCGCCAUCGUCCGGGCCAGGCGUUCUUUCGGGGCCCGCUCCGGAUAUCUCAUCUACAGCCGCAUCGUCUGCUCCGCCGUGUGGGCUUGCGCGGCUGCUUUAACGCUGCCCACGCUAAUAUACACCGAGCGCUUCGAAGAAGCCGGUCUGGGGGCGGAGAGCGCGCGCGUGAUGUGUCAGCUGUCUUUCAGCAACGACGAGACGGCAAAGUUCAUCAAAAAGCUGGUUCCCUGCCUUCAAAUGGCCGUGGGUUUCCUGCUGCCCUUAGCGGCCAUGGCGCUGUGCUAUUCCAGCAUCGCGCGCACCUUGAUUCGAGCGCGGAGCGGCCGGAGGCACGGGGCCGUCCGGGUGGUCUUAGCGGUGGUGGUGGUCUUCAUCGCGUGCCACCUCCCCUACAACGUGGCUCUGCUCAACCACACGCUAGAUCUGUUCCAACAGAGAGGUUGUCAGGGAGAACGCUUCAACCUCCGAGUUCUGGCCAUUUCCAAAAGCGUCGCCUACCUCCACUGCUGUCUCAACCCCAUCCUCUACGCCUUCACGGGCUCCAAAUUCAGGAGCCACUUCAGGCAAAUAGUCGUGGACCUGUGGUGUUUCGGGAAGAAGUACAUCCUCUCGGCCCGUUCGGGCAACUCGGCCUCGAAGCCUUCAGACGGCUCCGGCCGCUUCUCGCCGUUUAGUGCGCGAUCGCUCGAUCGACGACAAAUUCAGGCGCUUUGAAA